ACUCGAUAUGUAUACUAAAUUAUAAUUAAAACUUGAACCGAUCAUAAGUGCUAAUUAGUGAUGAUUCGUUUUCCAUUGUCGAGAGAUGUUCGCGCGUUCGUACGCUGCUUUUUUGUGCGAAUAAACGAACGAAUUUGUUUCUCGUAUGGUAAUGCUAUAUAGCUAACCUAUACAACGAGUAGAAAAAAAAAUUAUAAUAAGGAUCGUACGAAAAAGUGAAAUUAUCCGAAUUAGCGUUCUAGUUAUGACACUUAAAAUGUUCUGAUACAUGCUGCUCGUUUCUGUAAAAUGUGCAAACGUUUCCGGGUGAUUUUAAAUAUUUUGAUAGUGCUUCACAUUCGAAUUAUCAGUGCUGAUUCGCCAUUUGAUGUUUUGAGAACACCCCGUUCAUUUGAAAAACAGUCGUCGAGAGGAAUCAUGUCUCCGAAAAUGGAUUACGACGAAUGGACGCCUUUGGGACGAGGCGAUCCGUUAAAAAAUGAUCCUACCUUUGAUUACUCUCCUCCGAUGGUUGGCAAAGUGAAAUACUGGAUUAGUCCAUUGCUGAGGACACCCGACCCGCCAAUAGUUCCGAUCAAAGAGUUAACUACAGAAACGAGUCAAAUAACCGCCACAAUUACCUCAUCAUCAUCAUCGUCAUCUUCAUCCUCAUCAUUAUCAGCAACCAGUAAAUCGUCUCAACUACAAAGUCCCGCAUCCGGCUUCAAACAUUCGACCGAAUCGAUCAAACGAUUCUAUAUCGAUUUCAAAGACCCGUCUGAUACAUCGUACGUGCAUUUGAUGAACACGAAAUUUAACAAUAAAUUUAUCCGACCGUCCCAAAGCGUCCAGUAUCAGAACCAUUUCUACACACCGACUCGUCAACCACCUCCAGCCCCGUUGCCUAUGCUAGUACCUCCACCACCCAUCGAACCUAAUAGCUAUUCGUCGAAUAAACCAUCGGAUAUUAAUUCUACUACCUCUUUAACGCAUUCAUGGGAUGUCAACAAACCUCUACCUACGACAUUAGCAUCCAUGGCGGUACCACCGGCCCCCAUUGCUGUAACGUCUUCGGUAACCAAGACUUUUGCGACUGCUAAGCCAGACCCAUCAGGCAUGCCAGUGAUGAAAACAGAGUUGCCUUUUUUGAAACUUUUGCUAGAUAAAGAAACCUCAGAAUCGUAUCUAGCCAUGGCAGCACCUACAACUACGGUUAAACCUCUAACGCCUAAUCCUUUAAUAACGUUCCCCAAUAAUAAACACAGCCACGCUGUGAAACCCCCCUCUUAUUUAAUCAUCCAAGGACACUCGAAAGUGAAAAAAUACGGUAGUAAUAAAAUCGAGAGAUCUGACGAAGCACUGACCCAAGAUACCAACGAUAUUGUCAACGAACCGACGAAAUAUGAGUUACCUAAAGAGAUCAGAGCGGGAAGACAAAUCGGUGUCGAAGAUUUCCUACCAUUUGACGGCAUCCUCGGAGAUUCGUUCAAGGAUUUCGUGUCCAGUCAAGCCGAAGGAUCGGGUUUUGGGGCUGAACUUACUAGGGUUAUGUUCCCAUCUUAUGUUCGAUCUACUCCUACACCAGAGCUCGAGUCUCCUAGAAGCAGCGAACAGCUAGAGCUAGAUGACGAAUCGUCGCUCGAGUAGUAUAGCGAAUGUGUUUCUUACUUUCAUUUUAUUUUAUGUAAAAGACUUCUUUUCUUAUUUUUUUUUUUAUAUUAUAAGUAUUUAAAUUAUUGGUAUACUAUUUUUUACAAUAGUGUUAGCGAAUUUAAUAAAAUUUUAUUUAUUUUG
Planococcus citri (citrus mealybug) is the source of this 1773-nucleotide messenger RNA. Its product is annotated as myb-like protein U. Lineage: Eukaryota; Metazoa; Arthropoda; Insecta; Hemiptera; Pseudococcidae. The record is from RefSeq and is a predicted model, not a curated record. The transcript is spliced from 3 exons. Bases 289 to 1626 code for a protein of 445 amino acids.